This is a messenger RNA of Rotaria socialis, 324 nucleotides long. Lineage: Eukaryota; Metazoa; Rotifera; Eurotatoria; Philodinida; Philodinidae. The record is from the annotation of a GenBank genome assembly.
AUGACAAGUACCGGUGCUCGUCCAUUAGUCUUUUAUGAUGGUCGAGGGAAUGCUCGUAGCUAUGUACAACUUAUUGGUGAUAUUCUAUUAGCUUUUAUAAACAGUAAAUUUAGCACAAAUCCUGGUAGUUUUUGGUGCAUGCAAGACAGUGUCCGUCCUCAUGUAUCAGGUUUUGCUAAAAAUUCUUUGAAAGAAAAAUGCUUCUCUAGAAUGGCCGCCUUCCUCCUCAGAUCUCAAUCCUAUUGGGAAUCUGUGAGACAUGAUCGACCAUCAGUUUCGAACUAUACAUCCAAAGAACUUGACGGAGGUCAAACAAAUGAUUGA